Ilex paraguariensis (yerba mate) is the source of this 1551-nucleotide messenger RNA. NCBI's taxonomy places the organism in Eukaryota, Viridiplantae, Streptophyta, Magnoliopsida, Aquifoliales, Aquifoliaceae. The record is from the annotation of a GenBank genome assembly.
AUGCAAGAUCCUGCAGAUCGUGAUCUGUCAACCAACCAUUUGACAGGACCAACUCCAGUCAAUGGCUCCUUUCAACUUUUCACUUCUAUAAGUUUCGCCACCACCUUCCGUUUCUCCACCACGAUCAUCUUCUUCUUCAGCUUGAUGUACGGAAGUAUACAAUUCACACCUCCACGUAGUACAGGGUUCUCCUGUAAUCAACAUAGAGAAAAACAAGUAUAUAAGAGGCGCUCUAAUGGGAGUACCCUUUACCGCUCUGUUAGUCACAAUCAUGUGGUUAAGAAUGCUGUAAACUAUCUUCUAAAUUGUACAGUUUCCCUAUUACUGUUGCAUCAUGUCCUUGAUCAAAUGAGAACAUCUUCACUGGGCAAUAGUGCCACUAGGGCUAUUGCUGGAGGAGUUGCUGCUGGUUCUGCUCUGCUGUUUGCUGCCCCUGCAAUGGCUCUUGCUUUGUGGCGACGAAGGAAACCUGAGGAUCAUUUCUUCGAUGUUCCUGCUGAAGAGGAUCCGGAAGUUCAUCUAGGACAGCUCAAGAGGUUCUCUUUGCGUGAACUACAAGUUGCAUCAGAUAAUUUUAGCAACAAAAAUAUUAUUGGUAGAGGUGGAUUUGGUAAGGUCUACAAAGGUCGCUUGGCUGAUGGUUCUCUGGUGGCUAUAAAAAGACAAAAAGAGGGGCGUACUCAAGGUGGGGAGUUGGAGUUCCAAACAGAAGUAGAAAUGGCCAGCAUGGCUUUGCAUCGAAAUCUACUUCGUUUACGUGGUUUUUGCAUGACACCGACAGAACGGGUGCUUGUUUAUCCGUUCAUGGUUAAUGGAAGUGUUGCAUCAUGUUUAAGAGAGCGAGGUGAAUCACAGCCACCACUUGUUUGGCCAAUAAGGAAGCGAAUUGCACUGGUAGCUGCAAGGGGCCUUGCUUAUUUGCAUGAUCAUUGUGACCCGAAGAUAAUUCACGGUGAUGUCAAAGCUGCAAACAUAUUGUUAGAUGAGGAGUUUGAAGCAGUUGUUGGAGACUUUGGGUUGGCCAAACUCGUGGACUACAACGAUACUCAUGUCACCACUGCUGUACGUAACACAAUUGGGCAUAUAGCUCCUGAGUACCUCUCCACCGGAGAGUAUUCAGAGAAAACUGAUGUUUUUGGAUAUGGGUUUACGCUUCUUGAACUCAUCAGUGGGCAGAGGGCUUUCGACCUUGCUCGACUUGCCAAUGAUGAUGAUGUCAUGUUGCUUGAUUGGGUAACGGGACUUCUGAAGAAAAAGAAGUUGGUAACAUUGGUUGACGCCGAUCUUCAAGGUAAUUAUGUUGAUGAAGAGGUGGAGGAGCUAAUACAGGUAGCUUUGCUCUGCACACAGACUUCCCCAAUGCAACGCCCCAAGAUGUCAGACGUGGUUAGGAUGCUUGAAGGUGAUGGCUUGGCGGAGAGGUGGGAAGAGUGGGAGAAGGAGGAGGUGUUCCGGGAAGAGGUUAACCACACCCACCACCCAAAUACUGAUUGGAUCAUUGCCGAUUCAACUUCCAAUCUCAGCCCUGAUGAAUUGUCCGGUCCAAGAUGA